AUGCGGCCGCGCCCAGGGCGGUGGUGGCUGCUGCUCUGGCUGCCGCCCCUGGCCACGCUGCCCGCGGGCGCCAUGUACAGCGAGGAGGCGGCGGCGGCGCUGUCAGUUCAAAGGUGUAAAGCUUUGAAGGAAAUGGAUUUAAUUAAAACUUCUCAGUCAGACUGUUACUGCUACAAUCAGAAUUCCCAAAUGAAGUGGAAAUACAUGUGGUCAACUGUGCAGGUGAAAAUUACCAGUCCAGGCCUGCUCAGUAUUAUAUAUAUAACAGAAAGACAUAAUUGCCAGUAUCCAGAAACCAUUCUAUCUUUUAUCAAAUGUGUGAUUCAUAACUUCUGGACACCAAAGGAGUCUAAUGAAAUAACUAUAAUAAUCAAUCCUUAUGGGGAGACUAUGUGCUUCUCUGUGGAGCCUGUCAAGAAGAUAUUUAGCUAUACAAUAAUCGUGAGUCGAAAUAUCGUGGAUUUCAAACUCUUCCUUGUGUUUGUGGCAGGCAUUUUCCUUUUCUUUUACGCAAAGACCCUGAGUCAAAACCCUAUUUUCUAUUACUCUUCGGGGACCAUGCUAGGUCUUCUAAUGACAUUAGUCUUUGUCCUGCUGUUGGUGAAAAGAUACAUUCCAAAGUAUAGCACCUUUUGGGCUCUAAUGGUUGGUUGUUGGUUUGCUUCAGUGUAUGUUUUGUGCCAGUUGAUGGAAGAGCUGAAGCGGCUGUGGUAUGAAAACAGAAUAUAUAUAUUAGGCUAUGUUCUGAUAGUUGGGUUUCUCAGCUUUGCUGCCUGUUACAAACAUGGGCCCCUUGUGGACGACAAGAGCAGGUGUCUUCUGAUGUGGACGCUGCGGCUCCUCUCCUUGGCCCUGGUCUAUGCUGGUGUGGCCGUGCCUCAGUUUGCCUGUGUGGCCGUGAUCCUCCUCGUGUCCUCCAGGGGCCUGUGCUACCCACUGAAAGCAUUCAGUUAUGUGAGGCGGAAAAUGAAGCAGUGGUUUACAUCACAAAAGCUGGUGGUUACUUACCUUACUGAAGAUGAAUACAGGGAACAGGCUGACGCUGAAACAACCAGUGCUCUGGAGGAAUUGCGCCAAACCUGCCGCAGACCCGACUUCCCGUCAUGGCUGGUCGUCUCCAGACUCCAGACUCCUAAAAAAUUUGCAGAUUUUGUUCUGGGAGGAAGCCACUUGUCACCUGAAGAAAUCAGUUUGCAUGAAGAACAAUAUGGCCUUGGGGGUGCCUUCUUGGAAGAGCAGCUCUUUAACCUGAGGACUGACACUCUACCUGCAAGUUGACUUCAUUGUGGACAAGGAAGUGGGUAAAGGGCAGGGAUCCUAUUAAAGUUGGGCAGAAAUGCUCUUUCUAGUAAACAAUGGCAAAAGCAUUUGCUGUGGAGAAAAAUAAGUCAUGAUGGAAAGGAAAACUAACCUAUAUUGAAAAUAAUUGAUCAUUCUUGGUGAGUUCUGUUACUUUCGUACUAUAGGUGGGCACCAAGAUUCUGUGACAGAGUCAUUACCACUUUCCUUAAUGAAGACUUUGAUUAGGAACAAGGGAAUCCUGUUCUUCAAGGGGCCAGUAAACAUGAACAGGUGCCUUGUCAGCACCAGGGAACGACAUCCUCUCUUAAUCCGCUGAACCUGUGUCAUAAGACUCUGCAUUACUCUUCCUGUAUUUCCUCAACACAGGUGCUUGAGGACACCUGGAGCAUGCUGGACCAGGGUUUUCUGAAGUGUACUCCACAGCAUACCACUAAGUGCUAGUCGGUAAGGGGAUCCUGAGAUUAACUAAGAUUGAUACAAAGUUAAACAAAUUUACUUCAGGACCUCUC
Propithecus coquereli (Coquerel's sifaka) is the source of this 1811-nucleotide messenger RNA. RefSeq names its product nuclear envelope integral membrane protein 2 (gene NEMP2). Lineage: Eukaryota; Metazoa; Chordata; Mammalia; Primates; Indriidae. The transcript is spliced from 9 exons. Gene Ontology annotation, cellular component: nuclear envelope. The record is from RefSeq and is a predicted model, not a curated record. The coding region runs from base 1 to 1278 and encodes 425 amino acids.